Messenger RNA from Colletotrichum karsti, 2847 nucleotides. Its product is annotated as Spc97/Spc98 family protein. The transcript has 3 exons. The coding region runs from base 1 to 2847 and encodes 948 amino acids. Gene Ontology annotation, molecular function: gamma-tubulin binding; microtubule minus-end binding. The record is from RefSeq and is a predicted model, not a curated record. Gene Ontology annotation, biological process: cytoplasmic microtubule organization; meiotic cell cycle; mitotic cell cycle. NCBI's taxonomy places the organism in Eukaryota, Fungi, Ascomycota, Sordariomycetes, Glomerellales, Glomerellaceae. Gene Ontology annotation, cellular component: mitotic spindle pole body; centrosome; gamma-tubulin small complex.
AUGUCGUCAGGCACGCGCCGUCCAAACGGCACAGCCUCCGCUGCUGCGGACCACGAUCGAGCUACCAGAGCCUCUCGCAUAAACGCAGCGAAUGGAGGAGGAAGCGGCAACGGCAGCGCGCAUGCCAGUUUUAGGAGCGAACGCAGCGAACGAAGCGAUGCGCGACAGCAACAGCGGGAACGGGAACGCGAACGCGAACGAGAGAGGGAGAGGGCACCGUCGCCGGGAAACAAUGCGCAUAAGAGGUCUGCUUCGGGCAACCUACGGCCUACGAGCAGGACACACGAGGACCGACGCGUGGAAGAGAGGAGGACGGAGAGGGCCUACGUGACGCAGCUUGAGACCCUCGUCUCUCGAACGCGGAGUCCUGAGAGGGGCGAGCGGAGGGCGGAGAAGGGCAAGGCGACUGGUGAAAAGUCGCGAGCGGCAGAGUCGAAGCCAAAGGAGACGAAAGUUGAAGCCCCGUCAGCGCCGUGGAAUCCAGAAGCAACACUUCUUCCUCAUACGUCAGCCCCGUUGGCUGUUCGAAUAUCUAUACCGCCGCUGGCGUCGCAAGCGCCACAACCUCAGCAACCGAAACCGCUCAGCGAGCUGCCUCUCGAGGCGCAGGAGGCAGUGAUGAUCGAGGAUCUGCUCUUCGUCUUCAUGGGCUAUGAGGGCCAGUACAUCCGUUUCGCCAAGACAUACAACCCGCACGAGGAGAGGGAUCGCCUUUCGGGGCCGACUUUCAGGAUAUUACCCGGCCUGGAUCCAAGUUUGCAGGAUCUCACGGUGUCGAUGCUGAGGAUGGCUACUUACUACUCCGCGCUCGAGGUGUUUGUCGACGUGCAGAGCAGGGAGGAGUUUGGCGCCGUCAACCAUGCGUUGUGCGCGUCUGUACGGAAAUUUCUUCACGACUAUCUCGUCAUGAUUGCGCAGCUGGAAACGCAAUUCCUGACCAACGAGACUUUUACUCUCCACGUUUUGAACAUCCACACCCUGCCCACCAACCAGAUGAUGUCACAUCUGUAUUCCCUUGGACAGGAGUUGCUCAAACGGAACGCAUUAUUGGACGACGACGACGAGGAAGAGAGCGAUAGUGCGGAUGACUUUGAGAAUAUCCUAGAGUCUCUCCGUGAAGGUGGUGACCUCGUACCCGGUUCAGGGAAGAAAAUCUCCAAGGGCGGCGUUGUACUUGGGUUGCUCACAAAGCGAUUGGAGUCGAUGUCGGGAGAUCCAGCAGCCCGCGCGCUGCUGACCUCUCUACUUCGAGACGCCAGCAAGCCGUACAUGGUCAUGCUCAACGAGUGGCUUCACCACGGCAGUAUCAACGAUUCUCACGCAGAGUUCCUUAUCAAGGAGCAGAAGAGCAUUCGGAGAGAACGUCUCGAGCAGGACUACACCGAUGAGUACUGGGAAAGGCGAUACACAAUCCGAGAGCACGACAUUCCGCCACAGUUGGAAGGUGUCAAGGACAAGGUUCUGUUGGCGGGGAAGUAUCUCAACGUCGUCAGGGAAUGCGGUGGCGUUGACGUCAGCAAAGUCGUCUCGGACGUCCCGACUUCCUUUGACGACAGUCGGUUCCUCGAGAACGUGAACAACGCUUACGCACACGCGAACGAGUCUCUCAUGCAGCUGCUCCUCACCACGCACUCCCUGCCGAUGCGCCUGCGUUCACUCAAACACUACUUCUUCCUGGACCCAUCCGACUAUUUCUCCUACUUCCUCGAACUUGGGGCCUCCGAGCUGCGGAAACCUGUCAAGUCUGUUAACACCGGAAAGCUUCAGUCACUGCUCGACCUGGUCCUGCGCCAACCGGGCAGCAUCGUCUCGCUGGAUCCCUUCAAAGAGGAUGUCAAGGUGGAAAUGAACGAGAUUACGCUCACCAAGUCCCUGCAGCGAGUCGUCAACAUCACCGGUAUCGAACAGGGCGAGACCUUGCAACCCCUGGCGAACCAGCCGAUUGAGAACGACAAAAACGCGAUAGGCUUCACGUCGCUGCAGCUUGAUUACUCUGUGCCGUUCCCCGUCUCGCUGGUCAUCAGCCGCAAGACCGUAUGGCGUUACCAAGCGCUCUUCCGCUACCUCCUAUCCCUACGCUAUCUUGAGUCUCAGCUGUCAACCACAUGGUACUCGCAGACUGCAGGCAUGACAUGGUCUCACAAGAGCUCGUCGCGUAGCCUCGAAAUCUGGAAACGUCGGGUGUGGACGCUCCGCGCGCGCAUGCUGGUGUUCGUGCAGCAGCUUCUCUACUUCUGCACGGCCGAGGUCAUCGAGCCGAACUGGGCAAAGUUCAUGUCGAGACUCAAGGUCGGGGAGGAUGGCCAGGACACAUCGGGUACCCCAGAGGGGCCCACGAGAACGGUAGACGAGUUGAUGCAGGAUCACGUGGACUUCUUGGACACAUGCUUGAAGGAGUGUAUGCUCACUAAUAGCAAGCUGCUCAGGAUACACUCCAAACUGAUGCAAACCUGCACGAUAUUCGCAACGUACUCCAACUGGCUCUCUCGGGAGCUCGAAAAGGCCGACCCGGACCUGUCCGGCGCCACGAAGCCGCCCAACAUGACAGCAGAGCAAUGGCGCGCUUUCCAGGCCGUCCGCACGCAGAAGCCCUCGGGGUCGCAUAACGACUCGACGUCGUCGGCGGGCGGCGGCGAGCAGCAGGAGGCGCGUGUCGGUAACCUGUUUGAGAUCAUGAAGAAGUGGGAAGGCAACUUCAGCAGGCACCUGCAGAUCCUCCUCGACGCGCUGAACCACUAUGCCGCCACCGAGACGGUCGUCCUGCUCAGCUUGUGCGCGCGGCUGAGCACGGCGAACCAGGGGACCGAGUAUGCAGGGCUGAGGAACGAGGAGGAUGGUGUUUUGUGA